This is a messenger RNA of Entamoeba dispar SAW760, 399 nucleotides long. Its product is annotated as 40S ribosomal protein S12, putative. Lineage: Eukaryota; Evosea; Mastigamoebida; Endamoebidae. Gene Ontology annotation, biological process: translation. The transcript has a single exon. Gene Ontology annotation, cellular component: cytosolic small ribosomal subunit; ribosome. Gene Ontology annotation, molecular function: structural constituent of ribosome. The record is from RefSeq and is a predicted model, not a curated record. The coding region runs from base 1 to 399 and encodes 132 amino acids.
AUGGCUGAAGAAACUCAAGUUCAACAAGAAAUUCAAGAACUUCCACAAGAAUUAAAAGACAUUAAAGCUGUCUUAUAUCAAGCAAGAGCCCAAAACAUUUUAACUAAAGGAAUUAGACAAUGCCUUAAAGUUAUUGAAGCUAAGAAGGCCCUUUUCUGUUUCAUUGCUGAAGACUGUGACAACGACAAAUAUACUGGACUUCUUACUGCUAUUUGCAAAGAACAAGGAAUUAAAAUCGUUAAAGUCCCAGAAAAGAUCCAACUUGGUGAAUGGACUAAUCAAUGCAAAAUCAGAGACGGAGUUGCUGUCAAUAUUGCUAAAUGUUCAUGUGCUGUUAUUGGAAACAAUAUUAAAUUUACUGAUGAACUUAAGAGAUUAAAAGCUAAAGUUGAUGCUUAA